AUGGAAGACAUAGAGAGCAUUCACAGCCCGGUCAAAGAGUUUGUCCUUGGAUUUCCUGUUGCUCCUCAACUGCAGAGUCUCUUCUUUGCAAUAUUUCUCAUUACAUAUGUCUUAGUUUUAGCAGAAAAUAUUUUCAUCAUCCUGACUGUCUGGACAAACUAUAAGGUCCACUCCCCCAUGUAUUUCUUUCUGAGUAAUUUAUCCUUCCCAGAGAUCUGGUAUGUGACAGUCACACUCCUCAAAACAAUGCUGAGCUUCGUGUCAGUGACAAAGCAAAUAUCCUUCAUGGGAUGCAUGACACAGCUGUACUUCUUCCUCAGCCCGGGCAACACUGAAUGCCUCCUCCUGGCUGCCAUGGCAUAUGAUCACUAUGUUGCCAUUUGCAAGCCUUGCCAUUACUCUACUAUCAUGAGACACUGUGUCUUCCUUACUAUGGGAUCUUGUUUGAUUGGUUUCUCAAUUGUUGGAUGCGAAGUGUUUUUUAUCUCUCAGCUAACAUACUGUGGACCAAAUAUAAUCAGCCAUUUCUUCUGUGAUGUUUCUCCUCUCUUGAAUUCAGCCUGCACAGAUAUGGAAAGAGCUGCUCUUACAGAUUUUGUAGCUGCCUUAUUUAUUCUCCUGAUGCCUCUCUCCAUAGUAAUCCUAUCCUAAACCUAUAUAAUCUUCACUGUCCUUCACAUCUCAUCUGUACAAGGUUGCCAAAAAGCUUUCUCCACCUGUGCCUCCUGCCUUAUAGUGGUCAUUGUCAUCUAUGUGAGGCCAAAACCACUUCCACUUCAUGACACAAACAAAAUCAUGUCUGCUCUCUAUGCUAUUGUUAUUCCUCCCUUCAAUCCUAUCAUUUACUCUCUGAGGAACCAAGAAAUCAAGGAUGGACUAAAAAAGAUCUUCAGAAAAAUGUUUCCUUGCAGAAAAAAUUUACAAGUUUAA
Messenger RNA from Chaetura pelagica (chimney swift), 930 nucleotides. RefSeq names its product olfactory receptor 6A2-like. The transcript has a single exon. Lineage: Eukaryota; Metazoa; Chordata; Aves; Apodiformes; Apodidae. Gene Ontology annotation, biological process: G protein-coupled receptor signaling pathway. Gene Ontology annotation, cellular component: membrane. The record is from RefSeq and is a predicted model, not a curated record. Gene Ontology annotation, molecular function: olfactory receptor activity; G protein-coupled receptor activity.